AUGAAGCUAUCAUCCAAGCCCAUAUCGAGUCCGGGUCGGACUGAGAAGUAUCCACCACCAUUGAUGGGGUUUUUGAGAAGCAAUGUUGGGAGCAGAAGCAGGGGAAGGUUCCGUUCAAGCCCAAUGUUUGUAAGAAAAAAGAACACCUCCAUUGAAACCCAAGAGCCUUCUUCGCCUGAAGUCACUUGCAUGGGUCAGGUUCAUGUCAAACGCUCCAAACAAACGGGUUCAAAACCCGGUGGGCCCGGAGCUUCUACCCGUCGCCACAGCUGCUGUAAGUGGGUGAGAAAUGCUCUGUUUUGCCAUCAUUUCCCUGGGAAAGUCGUUGCCAAGCCUUUUUUUAGACCCUCUUGGAAGCAAUGGUGGGCGAUUUUCCAUAUGGGAUCUUCUUCUUUAGCUUGUAGAUUUUGGGGGUCACCAUUAUUUAACCGAGAAACAAACGAAGAAACAGAGGAAAUAGAGCUAGAAGACAGAGGAUUGAAUGAAGAAGGGGAUCCAACUUCGGAAAAAGAGUCCAUUUGUAGAAAUUCGGAUGAGGGACCCCAAAUGGAUUCGGAAACUGAAGAAAAGCAGGGUUUUUCCAAGGAAUUAGAAGAGGAAAAAAAAGAAAAAUCUGAAAACAAUGAAGAGUUGAAAACAGAGCAAUUUGAGAAGGUACGGCCUCUUAUUCUCACAAGAUGUAAAUCAGAACCGGCGAGAACAGCUGAAAGACUCGAUCCUGAGCUGAGUUUCUGGAAGAACAGAAGAGUGUUAUCUGCUUUUGGUUCCAGGGCUGUUCUGGGGGGUUUUAUGGCACUUUGA
Messenger RNA from Durio zibethinus, 801 nucleotides. The record is from RefSeq and is a predicted model, not a curated record. NCBI's taxonomy places the organism in Eukaryota, Viridiplantae, Streptophyta, Magnoliopsida, Malvales, Malvaceae.